AUCAUCGCCACUUGUUUACCGCUACGACGACAGAUCUACAAUGUUGACGGCGACGUGUUUGUUUCAGACGCCGUCCUGCGCCGGCGCCGGGCCGCUCGCUGCGCGUACGCACGGACUCGUCGAACUUUCUCCUACAUUACUAAUAUCCCUAUUGACUCUACAGUACAUUCAGUGCACAUCGCUAGUGUUUCAAAUAGCUGAUUGUUAAAAUUUUCAAUAUUAAAGUGCCUCAACGCGGUUCGUUAUAGGUAUUAGGUUAAUAUUCGAAUUGAUCAAAAGUGGUGAACUAUUUCAAAAUAUUGAUAGUGGACUCGAAUUUUGCUUGAAGAUUGGCCAACUUACUUUUCCAACGCGACUUGAAGAUUCACCGAAUAUGGCAUAAAGUGAUGGAGCGUAGCGCUGUAAGCGGACAGGUGCACAGAGCAGGCACCGCAGUGCGCGCUCGAAGCGCGAGGUGCGGCGCGGGCGCGGUCGAGUAGCGCGGCGCGGUGGCGGGUGCGCGCGCGGCGGGGGGCGCGGGGGCGGCGCAUGCACGCCACCGGCCACACGGACCGCUCGGGCGGCGGCGGCGGCGGCGGCUCGUGGCGCUUGCCGCCCGACGAGACCCUACAGGUCGCCGACCCCAAGUCAGCCAAGGAAGAGGAAUUAUACCCAGGGGAUGGUCACAAUUGGAAAAGCAUCAUAUUUUCUUUGAUGGUCAUCAGUUGUGUAAUAGCUGGCAUCGUUACAGCGAUUUAUUUACUAGGGUAUGUGGACGAGUUAUUAUACUGGUCGGGUCGUCGUAUGCGACUGGAGCAGUUCCUGCGUGGCGACCUGACCGGGGAGCGGCUGCCCACCACCUGGGUCAACUCCCACCAGCUGGUGUACCAGGCCGACGACGGCGGGUUACUGGCGCUCGACACCUUCAACAAUACGCUAUCUGUCCUAGUCACCAACCACACACUAAGGCAGCUGAAUGUGCGCGGAUACCAGUGCUCGCCCAACUUGCGUUACGUGCUCUUCCAACACAAUAUCAAGGAGGUUUAUCGGCGGACGUUUACUGCUCACUAUACCAUUUAUGACGUCACAAAUGACCACCACAUGCCGCUGUUCGGCGAUGGCCAGGGCAGCUGGGAGUGGCAGCACGCCGCGUGGCUGGGAACCGAGGGUGCCUUACUGCUGGCCGCCGACAACGAGGUGCUGGCCCGGCCCGGCCCGCCCGCCAAGAUCGCGCCGCUGCUGCGCCUCACCGACGACGCCAGUCCCGGUCGGGUCUACAAUGGGGUGUCCGACUGGUUGUAUCAAGAAGAGGUGACGAAAGCCCCCUCCGCGUCGUGGGGCUCCGCGGACGGCUCGCUGGUGCUGUACGUGCAGUACGACGACAGCGCAGUGUCAGAGCUCCGCUUCCCGCGCAUCUCGCAGGGCAUCGGCGGCGUCGGCGCCGCGCGCUCCGGCUUCCUGCUGCCCGCCUACAACAACUCCGUGCCUACCGUCUUCCCGGACCACGAUACUAUCCGAUAUCCUACGCCGGGAAGUUCAAUUCCGAAAGUAAAGUUAUGGAUCGUAGCGGUUCAAAAUUCAACGUCACCGCAGAGAUGGGAGAUCAAACCGCCGAGCAAGUUAGAUGGAAUGGAAUAUUAUCUCAUAUCAGCCCAGUGGGUGGGCAAAGACAACUCUCAUGUGGGGGUGGUCUGGAUAAAUCGAGCACAAAACGAAACGGUUUAUAGCAGCUGUCAUGCACCCAACUGGACCUGUAUGGAGACCCAUUCCGAGAAGGCGACCGACGAGCCGUGGCUGGAAGUGCACCAGCAGCCCGUGCACUCCGCGGACGGCAGCGCGUUCCUGCUGCUGGCCGCCGUGCAGGAGGGCGGCGGGCAGUACUACACGCACAUCAAGCACGUGGACGUGGUGCGCCAGCGCCACGCCGUGCUCAGCCACGGCCGCGUCGAGGUCGCCGAGAUACUCGCCUGGGACGAGAUCAACCAUUUAGUCUAUUAUUUAGGUUCAGAAAAAGUACAGUCUUACAUACCUAAACUACAACCUGAAAUGCUGAUGGAAGCAAAUCAAAGUAGCGCAGAGAGACCCGGUCAGAGACACGUAUACGUCGUCCAAGACCCGAGUUAUGGUGGCGGCAGCAACUCCGUCCGCGCCCGCGCCGAGCGCGAGGAGCCCCGGUGUCUGACGUGCGAGCUGGCGGUGUGGCCGGUGCGGCUGCACUACGCCAACUGCUCGUACUGGUCGGCCGCCUUCGCCCCGCCGAAGCCGAGCGUCGGGAUCACGCACUACGUGCUCGAGUGCGGCGGCCCCGGACCUCCUUUGGCUGGGCUUCAUGACGCGCAAACCCAUAAGCUAGAGAGAAUAUUAUAUGACACGAGGCCUUAUAAAUCAGUACGGUUACGUGAGUUGGCGCUGCCCACGCGGCGCUCGUUCGACGUGCAGCUCGGCAGCGGCUCCAAGGCGCGCGUGCAGCUCAUGCUGCCGCCGUCGUGGCGCGAGGAACUGCGCGACGCUGCCUUCCCGGUGCUUGUGCAAGUUAACGGCAGGCCCGGCAGCCAGCAGGUGUCGGAGCAGUUCGUGGUGGACUGGGGCACGUACAUGUCGUCGCGCAACGACGUGGUGUACGUGAAGCUGGACGUGGCGGGCGCGCGCGGCUUGCCGCGGGCCCUGCUGCGCGGACGCAUAGGCGGCGUCGAGGUGGCCGACCAGUUGGCUGUUAUUAGAUAUUUAUUAGAGACGUUCAAAUUCUUGGACGUGACGCGCGUAGCGGUGUGGGGCUGGGGCUACGGCGGCUACGUCACCACCAUGCUGCUCGGCUCGCAGCAGGACACGCUCAAGUGCGGGAUCGCCGUGUCGCCGAUCACGGACUGGCUAUAUUACAAUAGCGCGUUCACGGAGCGCAUCCUCGGGCUGCCGUCGGUGAACUACAAGGGCUACGUGGAGGCGGACGCGUCGCAGCGCGCGCACCACGUGCCCGCGCACGCGCUGUACCUGCUGCACGGCAUGGCCGACAUGACCGCGCCCUACCCGCACGCGCUACAGCUGGCGCGCGCGCUCACUGAUGCUGGCGUGCUGUUCCGGUACCAGGCGUAUGCUGACGAAGGCCACGAUCUGAAAGGCGUCAUCGAGCACGUGUACCGUUCAAUGGAGGACUACCUCCGCGAGUGCCUCUCCCUCGACCCCGAGGACACCAAGCUGCCGCCGCCCGACAGAUAAGGGCACCUCCAGCGUCUCCGCACUCUCUAUACCUUUGCUAAACUACCAAACCUCAUUUUACCGUCGCUACAUCGCUCUA
This is a messenger RNA of Cydia amplana, 3271 nucleotides long. RefSeq names its product inactive dipeptidyl peptidase 10. The record is from RefSeq and is a predicted model, not a curated record. The transcript is spliced from 18 exons. Gene Ontology annotation, molecular function: serine-type peptidase activity; dipeptidyl-peptidase activity. Gene Ontology annotation, cellular component: plasma membrane. Gene Ontology annotation, biological process: proteolysis. Bases 529 to 3192 code for a protein of 887 amino acids. Lineage: Eukaryota; Metazoa; Arthropoda; Insecta; Lepidoptera; Tortricidae.